CCUCCCUUCUUCUAAUCACCAUGUCAGCCUACCACCUCCUGCUGCAGAGGUGCUCGUCAGACCAGUUUUCAGGCAGUGUGUUGUGUGUUGAUCUUUGGGGAAGCUCGCAGUGCCACAAGUUAAAACUCAGGAGACGAGAUUUGGUUCUGAGGGGGAAAAAAAAACAGGAGCCUCAGGGGUCGUUCGAGCCCAUUACAGGAUAAGACGUCUCACCGGCAGUGAGGCUUCAGCAUUUGGACCAUGGUCUCCUCUGCAAAACCGUACAAAAACCAGCACUAUGCUGCCCUGAAGAGAGACUGUAUCAGUAAAAAGACACUGUUUGAGGAUUCAGAGUUCCCAGCCACCAACACUUCUCUCUAUUAUACCAAACCACCACCUGGCAGGGUAGAGUGGAAACGACCUAGGGAGAUAAGUGAAAGUCCUCAUCUGUUUGUUGAUGGCAUCAGCUCCCAUGACUUGAACCAGGGAGUUGUGGGAAACUGCUGGUUUGUUGCUGCCUGCUCUUGUCUGGCUUUGAAGCCAACCCUCUGGAAGAAGGUGAUUCCUGACUGGAAGGAGCAGGAGUGGGAUGAUAAACACCCCGAGAACUACGCCGGAAUCUUCCACUUUCAGUUCUGGAUCUUUGGUGAAUGGGUAGAUGUGGUCAUUGAUGACCGACUACCGACAAUCAAUGGAGAGCUCAUCUACUGUCACUCGAAAAGCACCAACGAAUUCUGGAGUGCUCUGCUGGAGAAGGCCUACGCCAAGCUUUCUGGCUGCUAUCAGUCCCUGGAGGGGGGAAACACUGGUGAUGCUGUGGUGGAUUUCAGCGGAGCUGUGUCUGAAGCCAUCAGUCUAGAAGAAGGCCAAUAUUAUAAGGACCAAAAAAAACAAGACAAGCUCUUCGAGGACCUGCUGAAGGUGUACGACCGUGGAGGAAUCAUAAGCUGCUCCAUCAAGGCAGAUCCUCACGAAAUUGAAUUCAAGUUGGCGAACGGGCUCGUGAAAGGCCAUGCGUACUCGGUGACAGCAGUGAAGAGGGUUCGUUUGGGUCAUGGGCUGCUGGCCUACUUCAAAAAUGAAACCAUUCCUCUGAUCCGCAUGAGAAACCCUUGGGGCACGAUUGAGUGGAAAGGAGCCUGGAGUGACAGUUCUGAAGAAUGGUCAAAAGUUGGCGACACAGAGAGGGGCAACCUUGGCAUCACAGUGGCAGAUGAUGGAGAGUUCUGGAUGUCAUUCACAGACUGGUGCAAGUUCUUCACAGACACAGAUGUUUGCCGCAUCAUCAAUACUUCAUUGAUUAGUGUGCAUAAGUCUUGGCACGAGGCUAUGCACUUUGGCAGCUGGACCAAAAAUGCAGACCCGCUUUUAAACCGCUGCGGCGGCUGUGCUAACCACAAACAGACAUUCCUGCAGAACCCACAGUAUUUAUUUCAUGUGACAAAAGAGGCUGAUGAGGUCCUGAUUUCCUUGCAACAGAAAGACAUGAAAAUCCACAGAAGACACGGUCAAGGAGAAAACCUAACCAUUGGUUUCAGUAUCUUUAAGGUGGAACUGAACAGGAAGUAUCGUUUACAUGACAUCCUGACCCAAAACUGUGUGGUGAGUUCCACCUACAUCAACGCUCGGACAGUGUUUAUGAGACACACCCUGUCUCAGGGCCAAUACGUCAUCAUCCCUACCACCUUCAAGCCUUUUACGCUGGGCGAUUACAUGCUCCGAGUUUUCACUGAUUUGCACUCGGGCUGCAGGGAGCUGACAGAAGACAAGCCAAAGGUAAGAUGCUGGAGUUCAAUCACUGGAUACCCACAAGCUGUGACUCAUGUCUACAUCCACGCAGCUGAGGGGCUGCAAAACCAGGACCGUACAGGAGGUGCAGACCCCUAUGUGAUCAUAUCGUGUGAGGGCCGAUCAGUAAAAUCCACCAUCCACAACGAUACUUUGGAACCAGAGUUUGCAACCAGUGCUGUUUUCUACAGGAAAAAGCUCAGGAAGCCCAUAACUGUGGAGGUGUGGAACAGCAAUGCAGUGAAGGACGAAUUUAUGGGCCAACUGGUGUUGUCCGGGUCAGCGAAUGACCCCUCUGGCCCUCAGAGGCUUCAGCUCAGGCAGCAAGGAGAGCAGAAGGCUGAGAUGCCCGGCACCAUCAGUCUAAGGAUCGUCACUUCCACUCAGCUGACUGCCAUAUAACCGGAUCCGUUUCCUUUCUCAACUAUACCAUGAACAUAUUAUGCAACUUAUUUGAGCAGGCAUCAAAACCGAUGCCUCAAACCAACCAUUUGUAUCCAGUUAUUUGUAUGAUGGUGAAUAAUGUGAGUGGGGGACCAUGGGAAAGACUGCAAAUCUGUUCUUUUUAAUCUUUUUU
Molecule: messenger RNA, 2344 nt
Organism: Archocentrus centrarchus (flier cichlid)
Lineage: Eukaryota; Metazoa; Chordata; Actinopteri; Cichliformes; Cichlidae
Product: calpain-5-like
Exons: 14
Coding region: 241-2169 (642 amino acids)
Biological process (GO): proteolysis
Cellular component (GO): cytoplasm
Molecular function (GO): calcium-dependent cysteine-type endopeptidase activity
Source: RefSeq, a predicted model, not a curated record